AGCUCCUUUCCUUGCGAGAAGUGCAAAAUUUUCAAGAGCUAGAGGCUCGCCCACCUGGUACAGAAGGAGCGCGCGUCUGUGUCCCUUGGGGACCCUCAGUUGCAAAGAGACAGCUGCUUGGUCACUCACUCGCCCAGACUAUAGGAUCCUCCCGGGACACUCUUGAGUGGCACCUUUCUGCAGAGGACUGGCUGACCCCCGCAGAGCUCAGGAUUUGCAACGUUCCGAUACUGGAGGCUUGCAGCCGCGCUCUCCCGACCCUGGGGCACUCGCCCGAAUCACAGCAGUGUGCAGGUGACUGGUCUAUCAUCUCCGACUCUCCAUGAGCUCAUGAACCUGGGAGCGGGUGUCCGGCGAUGGCGCGGCCUCUGAGCGACAGGACCCCGGGUCCCCUGCUGUUGGGAGGCCCGGCAGGGGCCCCCCCUGGCGGGGGAGCGUUGCUUGGGCUGCGGAACCUUCUGCAGGGGACCAGCAAGCCCAAAGAGCCGGCCAGCUGUCUCCUGAAGGAAAAGGAGCGGAAGGUGACUCUGCCCCCAGCUCCCGUCCCGGGACCGGGCCUGGAAACGGCUGGGCCAGCCGAUGCCCCGAGCGGGGCAGUUGGCGGCGGUGGGUCCCCGCGGGGACGCUCGGGGCCGGUGGCUGGCCCGAGUCUUUUUGCGCCGCUGCUGUGGGAACGCACUUUGCCUUUCGGCGACGUGGAAUACGUGGACCUGGACGCCUUCCUGCUGGAGCACGGGCUCCCGCCCAGCCCGCCGCCCCCCGGGGGCCUGUCGCCGGCACCCUCUCCUGCGCGCACGCCCGCGCCCUCCCCGGGGCCCGGCUCCUGCGGCUCCUCUUCCCCGCGCUCGUCGCCGGGGCACGCCCCCGCGCGGGCUACCCUGGGAGCCGCCGGCGGCCACCGCGCAGGCUUGACCUCUAGGGACACACCCAGUCCUGUGGACCCAGACACCGUGGAGGUGCUAAUGACCUUUGAACCUGAUCCAGCUGAUCUUGCCCUGUCAAGCAUUCCAGGCCAUGAGACUUUUGACCCUCGGAGACACCGCUUCUCAGAGGAGGAGCUGAAGCCUCAGCCAAUCAUGAAGAAGGCAAGGAAAGUCCAGGUGCCAGAGGAACAGAAGGAUGAGAAGUACUGGAGCCGGAGGUACAAGAAUAACGAGGCAGCCAAGAGGUCUCGAGACGCACGAAGACUCAAGGAGAAUCAGAUCUCUGUGCGGGCAGCCUUCCUGGAGAAGGAGAAUGCCCUUCUGCGGCAGGAGGUGGUGGCUGUGCGGCAGGAGCUGUCUCACUACCGUGCUGUGCUUUCACGCUAUCAGGCCCAGCACGGGACUCUGUGAGGCCACUUCCACCCUGCCUGGGCAGAGUUCUGUUCCUUACUCAGACUUGCACCUGACACUCUUCUCCCUCCUUGUCCCAUGGCUGAUGGUCUGGCCAGCUAGGUGCCCCAGGGACAUGAUGAUACAGACAAAUACAUUUAUAUUUUUAAGAAAAAGCUAGCCAUCUCCCACCUCCCUCGUGGGGGUGGGGAGGGUCCUGUGUGUGCUCUUAGCACUUUGGGGAACCUAUCCACCCAACCGCCUCCGUCAACACAAUCCUGAAUAAAUCUUGAGAACCCAGGA
This is a messenger RNA of Onychomys torridus (southern grasshopper mouse), 1616 nucleotides long. It is a transcript of the gene Dbp, whose product is annotated as D-box binding PAR bZIP transcription factor. Gene Ontology annotation, biological process: regulation of transcription by RNA polymerase II. Gene Ontology annotation, molecular function: DNA-binding transcription factor activity, RNA polymerase II-specific; RNA polymerase II cis-regulatory region sequence-specific DNA binding. The record is from RefSeq and is a predicted model, not a curated record. The transcript has 4 exons. Gene Ontology annotation, cellular component: nucleus. Bases 357 to 1334 code for a protein of 325 amino acids. NCBI's taxonomy places the organism in Eukaryota, Metazoa, Chordata, Mammalia, Rodentia, Cricetidae.